Molecule: messenger RNA, 663 nt
Organism: Meloidogyne enterolobii
Lineage: Eukaryota; Metazoa; Nematoda; Chromadorea; Rhabditida; Meloidogynidae
Source: the annotation of a GenBank genome assembly
AAAGGUGUAGAUGUUAUUACCCCCGCAUUUGGGCUUCUUACAAUAAUGGAUGAUAUAAUAGAAGAUAAAAUGGAUGAGGAACAAAUUGAAGAUGAAAUUAAUAUAGAUACGAGCGAUAAAAUCCUACGAAUUACUCAGGACGACAAGCCUUUGGAUUGGACUGUUGAACCAGAAAAUCCUUUUCGUGAACCUACACCGACAGCAAAACAAAAUGAAGAUAUUAAAUCUAAAAUUCCAACAACAUCUAUAUCAAUACGUUCUAAGACACAUUUACCUAUUCCUUUAAUUGAGUAUCUUUGCCAACUACGAAAUUGUUCGUUCAAGGAACUACAUGUACUAUUCCAUAAUCUUGAUGCUCGUCGUGAAAUUAUUGAGCAUUUACGCCAAAAUGUGCAGUUACGGACAUCUCAUCUAAAACCAACGUGUCGCAACUUUAUUGUACAUUGUCAUGACCUUACAGUUCAAUCAGCAAGUAUUGUUCCAGCAAUGAGUGGUUAUUUGGGCAUAACUGUCCGCGGAUAUUAUUAUGUAAAGCAUAAUUUCAAACUUUGUCAUCCAUAUCUACCAUGUAUUAUUGAGUUUGGUGGAGGACAUCAUCGAUCAUUUUACCCUCUUGAAGUCCUUUGUGUAAUCCGAAACAAAAUGAAAGGAGGAUGUUAUUAG